AUGAAGCUCCUCUUUUUCUUAAUAACAGCUUUUGCCCACAUCAGCAUUCCUCUAACUCGUAAAAUAGACUUACCUUUUUUGCAAUACUUCACAAAUCCCUUGCUACUUGUCACAAACAUUUCAACCCCUCUCAAUAAUUAUGAAAAUGUAUCUUAUAAGCAGGUGCAAUACAGAGGAAACGUAAGCAUAGGCACACCUCCUCAGUAUUUCGAGCUGACCUUUGAUACUGGCUCUUCUGUAUUUUCUAAUUAGUGAAUUUGGGUCGUUUCGAAAGAAUUUUCAUCUAAUUGUCAUCCUACAAAAUCUCAAUUUAUUUCUAAUUCGUCAUCAACCUUUAUACCUACGAAUACUACAAUUACUUUAAAUGUACAGUCCAAUUAGUAUAACAAAGGCAAAGCAAUUGGCAAAAUAUCUGAGGAGUCAGUUGCUGUAGGAAGCCAUGCACAAUUUAUAGCGAAAAAACAGAAAUUCGUGCUUGUAAACAAAGAUUAUGAUUUUGGAGCAUUAGAAGCAGAUGGAAUAUUAGGAUUAGGGUUUAGUAGGCUAUCUGAAGGGUUUAAUACUUUUAUUAUGAACUUAAAAGAGCAAGGGGUAAUUGAAAAGGCUGUUUUUGGGCUUUAUUUGAAUGAUAAUGAAUUCGGUGAUUCUACGCCGAUUCCAAAAUCAAAUAUAAUAUUGGGAGGCUAUGAUUUAAAUCAAUAUGCUUUAUCAAAAGAAAUUACCUAUGUUAAUGUUUUCGACGAGACUGGAUACUGAGCUGUUCAUUUGCAUAGUGUCAAGAUUGGCAAUAGUCAGCUAAUGCUGAAGUCAGCCAUAGCAAUUUUAGACACAGGAAGCAGUUUAAUAUAUGCUCCUAAUGCUGAAGUACUUCAAAUUAUGAUUGACAUAGGAAAUGCAGGGAGCUGCUAUCAGCUGUAUGGAAUGCUUGUUUGUGGGUGUGGAGAAAAAAAUCCAUUGAGUAGUUAUUGAUUAUUAUAUUAAAUAUGCUCCUUGCUUAAUAGCAAGCAUAUUAAAUAUGAUAUUUCGAUCUGGGCAUGACCUCCCAGCUAUAUAUAUUAUAUCCGGCAAAGUUUUUGCCAAUUCAGAAAUGGAUAACAAAAAAAUUCCAGCAGUGUGCAGAGCCUAGACUAAGCCCGUUUUUAGGAUUGGAAUUUUAUCUCGUGGAAUGGAAGGAUAAGAAGAUGGUAAGGAAAGCUCGGACAAUCGGGCAAAUUCCUAUCGUGAAUCCUGGAGUUAAGCCUGGGCUUCGAUUCGACCUUUUGCAGAAAGAUGACCAGAAAUUCCUUUUUUUUGGAAUUUCUGUGAGGCAGCCAUGCUAUAAUAACCACCCGCUGUAGGGACGCAGAUAGUCUGCUCACUUAAAACUGGAGCUGAAAAGCAAGGAGGAGUUCUCUGCAAGCUGUAAUUCCGAUCUAGAUGGUACACGACCAGAAGGGAGCAAAGUGAUGCCCGAGCCAACUUAUCAGGCAAGUAAUCCCAACCGAAUGGCGAAAAAGGGCUUCGCAAAGCGGAUAAAUUCACAAGGAUCUUUGGUGGCUGUGUAACCAACAAGGCCUAGCCUACCUAUUUAUUAAGAUUAAGGCAGAAUUAAUACCAAGCUCUUUUUAAUAAUCGAUAAGUUAUUUACUGCCUAAAAAUUAAUUUAAAAUGGAAUAUCCUGUUAUAACAUUAAAGUUAGGAACGCAUUUAUAUAGUUUGCUGCCUGAAUAUUAUUUCUGGAAAUAUGAAGAUAGAUGCACUUUAUUGAUAAUGAGCUUUAACAAAGGAAAUUUCUGAUUACUUGGUGAUGUGUUUUUAAGAAGAUAUUACACAAUUUUUGAUAUGGAAAAGUCAAGAGUAGGAUUUGUGCCUUCUAUUAACAAUUUAUAUAGAAAAUCAGAAACCAGAAGCAUAUGAGAUUAUUGAGUUGUGAUUGUUUGUAUAAUAGGCUCUAUUACAGUCGUUAUAGUGGGUUUUAUUUGCUAUAAAAAUUGAAAAAGAAAUCAUCAAAAUAUUCAUGAGUUUUAA
This is a messenger RNA of Blepharisma stoltei, 2007 nucleotides long. The record is from the annotation of a GenBank genome assembly. Lineage: Eukaryota; Ciliophora; Heterotrichea; Heterotrichida; Blepharismidae.